This is a messenger RNA of Prorocentrum cordatum, 2364 nucleotides long. NCBI's taxonomy places the organism in Eukaryota, Dinophyceae, Prorocentrales, Prorocentraceae. The record is from the annotation of a GenBank genome assembly.
AUGAAGCAGGUCGUGCACUUCGCGGACAUCUCGUCCGAUCACCGCGAAGACAUCGACAGAGCGCAUAAGAUCGCGCAGGGCAUCCAUGAGAAAUCAGGGACGGAGGCGCUGCAGCACCUGCUCAUGCACCUCCCUGGCUUGAAGAUCAGGCAUUUCACGUUCGGCCGCCGCGGGUUCGAUUGCAUCGAUGAGAACUCCAAUCUGAUCCAGAAUAAGGGUCACACCCGGCGGAUCACCAAGGAGCUGAACACCAAGGGCAGCAUCAUUUUCGGAUGGAAGGAGUCGCUCGUGAAAGAGAUCAUGAGGGGCAUCGCGAACGAGGCGGUGCUGUGCCAAGAGCAUCUCGUCUGCCCCGCCACACUGCGAAAUGUCAAGCGCCCCUUCCUGGUCGGCGUCCUCAAAUCCAUGGUCAAGACGAUGGGCAUGCACGCUCUCGCGAUGAUUGGCGAGCCUGAGAUCGGCAAGACUUUCGCGGGUCGCGCAGCCGCCCUGGCCCGCGCCAGGCGGCGGGCGCGCAAGAUCGGCGGCGAGCGCGUGGCCGCGCUGAAGAGCACGACGGAGUUCGACUUCUUGAGCGGCCAGCCAGGGGGGAAGAGCCGCGCCUGGGCGCACGACAACGGGGCGCUGAACGAGCAGCGCGCUCGGGCGAUCAAGUCCUUCACGGACGCCGGGGGUGACGAGGCGACUCUAGCCAAUCUCAUGGCGUGUCUGAAGCGCUCGGACGAGACCGUCAACUUCACGCACGCCGACGGCAAUUCCUACGUCCUCCACCGCCUCGACUCCGAGGGCGCCGAGCCCGUUCCAUGCUUUGUUUUGGGCGAGUCGAACUUCAUCAACAUGGGCGGCAGGCGCCGCAUUGGCUUGUGGGAAAAGGGCGACCCCCAGUUCGGGGCCGAUUACGACCAAGGCGUGCUGCGGGAGCAGAACUGGCUGGCACAGCUCAUGGGUGACGGCGAAGUCCCGCCGGGGCCCGACGAUGACUCGGGCGCGGAGGACGUUUCCGCGGCCGCCGAGCCCCAGCCGUUCGACAAGCUGAGCUUGGGGGACAUGUGGGGCCGCGCAGCAGCCGCGCCGGGCGCCAGCUCGCUCGCGGAGUUCAAAUGCGCGAAGAAGGGCGCGGUCAAUGAUGGGCCCGACGCUUUGAAGAAGCCCGCGCCUGCCAAGAAGGAGGAGCGCGGCGUCGAGCAGGAGCGGGCGCUUCGCGCGCCGAUCACGCGGGGCCCCGAGGGCCCCUGCAGGGCGGCGGGCUCGACCGAGAAGGCUGACAAUCAGAAGGUGUUCUCGGCGACGCCCGUGGGCGAGGCGACGAUGCAGAAGCUAUCCCCAGGACGUUCGGGCGUCGCCCCAGAAAAGGGCAAGCUUCGGACGGUGCUCAGGCGCCCAUCUGCCACCAAGGCCAAGGACUGGAAGAACGCGCCGUACGUCAGGGCGAAGAACGCGACGCCUGGCGGGGGCUUGCGCCGCGAGCAAGCAACGUGCAAGCGCGCGGUCCCAGAGCUCUUGGCGGCGUCUGACGUGGAGAUCGUGAACAUCUUGCUGGACGACAAGCUGCUCGUCGAUUGGACUGGGGGCGAUCGCCUCUUGCACCGCUGCAACGCGAAGGGCUGCCAGAAGCACGAGCCCCCUGCCCGCCAGAACCCAAUCUUCAGCGAGCACUCGGCGUCCGAGAGCUUGCAGAAGCAGGCCGUGGCCCUACUGGCGAAGCUCGCGGGCAACGUUUGGCAGGCUCGGAGGAUGCACGUGGAGGACGUGGAGCCGACCAUUGAAUACCGUAAGACGAAGGCAUGGGCCGACGUGGAAGCCGACGAGGCGACGUUCGACAAGUUGGACUUGACUGGCGGCCCCGAACCUUUGGAAGACCCGUCGCGCCCCGCCAUGUGGGAGCAGUGGUUGGGCAUUGCGCAGCGCGGUAGGCCGCGCGCGCUGACCCUUGCGAGGCACAGCCCUGAGAUGGCGGGGAAGCGUGCUCCUGGCCCUGGGGCCGCGCGUAUGCGCUGGCUGCUGAAAGACCGCAGUGCCAUUUUUCACACUGGCCCGGCGCGCUCUUGCAAAUUGAAUGCGCCUGGGGUCAUUCACGACUUCGUGAAGAAGGUGCUCAUUCCUCCCAAAUACGUCGGGCUGACGACGCACGUGCUCCCGUCGGGCAAGCACUUGAAGGUCAAGAGCGGCGCGCAAUUCAUUAACCGUACGUGGCGUUUCAUCAAAAACCGCAUCCACAGGAACGCCAACGCCAAGGCAGGAACCAACCUGCUUGCCACCAAGGGCCGCUCGGUCCAGUGCGGCUACUGGCACAAGGACGACGACAUGUGGGCCAAGACGGGGGAUAUGGUGCAGCACAUCAUGCGCGACCAGCUGACUGCGUGA